AUGACACCGUGCGAGGAGAUGGCUCCUGUUCGGGCUCUGAAUGACACAACUCUUGUUGUCUUUCAGGGUGCUGUUUCGUCGAUGUUUUCCAUCGCCGCUCCAGGCUGUUUGAUAUCAUUGCGCUUGUCCUGUUGUGCUUUUGACUUCAUCCGAACCAGCCCUGAGAGGGGCCUCGCCCACCUCCAAAGGCGUAUGUGGGCCUCUUCGGACGCGCUCCUGCGAGAGGGGGACGGAGGCUUUGGGGCGCUUUGCCUCGAGUGCUUCGUCUGUCAGGCGAUCGCAGACAUGGAUCACGGAGUAUAG
This is a messenger RNA of Prorocentrum cordatum, 303 nucleotides long. NCBI's taxonomy places the organism in Eukaryota, Dinophyceae, Prorocentrales, Prorocentraceae. The record is from the annotation of a GenBank genome assembly.